GUGCUAUAUCGAAUUGUGCGACCGGUUAGGUGGCGAUUACGCUACGCUAGCAUUUUCCUGUUGCCGCCGCAAUCCGCAACAUUGCUUGCUGCCUGUUUAGUCACCGUUUGAAGCCGCUCGCUACAAAUUGCAUACAAGCAUUUUCAUAAGGCAACGCUUUUCGGUGUCGUUAUUUUCUUAUAGAAACUGCGUCUUGAAUUAUCCACCACCAUGACGGACAAUCAAUACGCAAGCUAUCAGCAACAAAAUUACAGUCAAUAUAGUCAGCCACCUCCAUCGGCUGGCACCCCAGACACAUCUUAUCCACCUCCAAGUACAGGAAGCUCUGGCUCCUAUAACCAGUAUAGCCAGCCUCCACCAAACUACCAACAAAGCUACCAGAACUAUCAGAAUAGCGAAAGUAGUCAGGAUUACAACCAGUCUCAGACUGAGAGUAAUUACAACCAAAGUAGCUAUGGUAGUAGUGGAGGUGGUGGCAGUGGUGGUGGAGGUAGUGGUGGCUAUAAUAAUGGUAGUAGCAGUAACAACUAUGGAAGUGGUUACGGUGGCGGAAGCUCAGGAGGUGGAGGAGGAGGAGGUGGUAGCGGUAGUGGAGGAUAUAGCCGUAGCAGCUCUGGAGGAGGAUAUGGUAGUGGAGGAGGAGGCGGUGGUGGUGGCGGUGGCGGUGGUAGCCGUUACGGUGGAAGUGAUGAUCGAAGGGGAUACAGUGACCGGUCAGGUGGUGGCAAUUACAACAGUGGCGGUGGCCGUGGUGGUUAUAACAAAGGGGGAUAUGGUGAUCGCAACGAUGGUAUGGUCACCCAGGAGGACACUAUUUUCGUAUCCGGCAUGGACACUGAUAUUACCGAAGACGAAAUUUGCCAGCAUUUCGGCGCUAUCGGACUGAUUAAGAGCGACAAGCGCACUGGCAAGCCAAAGAUUUGGAUGUACAAGGACAAGAGCACCGGUAAAAAUAAGGGUGAGGCGACAGUGACGUACGAUGAUCAAAAUGCUGCGCGGUCCGCCAUCGAUUGGUUCGAUGGCAAGGAGUUCAAGGGCUGCACCAUCAAAGUGCAGAUCGCUCAACAUAAGAGCAGUUGGCAAGGCGGCCGUGGAGGUGGUGGACGUGGCGGUGGUGGUGGCGGUGGUCGCGGAGGUGGUGGUCGAGGAGGCGGCGGCUAUGGUGGAGGCGGUGGCGGCGGUGGUCGCGAUCGUGACCGAGGUGACCGAGACCGAGAUGAUCAUCGCGGCGGCGGACGUGGUGGCGAUAGCGAUCAUCGCCGUGAUAGUGGCGGUGGUGGCGGCGGUGGUGGCAGUUUUCGCGGAUCUGAUUGGCGAUGCCCGAACCCAAGCUGUGGCAACAUGAACUUUGCCUGGCGCGACCAAUGCAAUCUCUGUAAGAGCUCUAAACCUGAGGGCAUGGGUGGAGGUGGCGGAGGUGGAGGCGGUGGUCGUGGAGGUGGUGGACGUGGCGGUGGCGGCGGUGGCCGUGGAGGUGGAGGAGGCGGCGGCGGUGGCUUCCGAAAAGAUGGAGGUGGUGGUCGAGGUGGUGGCGGUGGUGGCCGUGGAGGAGACAGAGGUAGCAGAGGUGGUUUCCGUGGUGGUGAUAGGGGAGGUGGCCGCGGUGGCGGUCGUGGAGGACCAAUGCGUGGCGGCGGAGGUCGCGGAGACCGAGACAGAGAUCGUAAUAGGCCCUACUAAAUUCCUUCAAUAUAGAAGGAACGCAAUUACACCACGUGUUAAUUAUAACACGGAAACGCUAUAAGCGAAUAUGUACAUUUUUUCAUAAUAUUAUCAAGUAUGCACCUAAUUUCAAUGAGUCGUGUUCAUGUUCUUAUUUUUACCUAUAAACAAUAACUAUUUGAAUGAUUAAUUAUUCUAAGAAAUAGCGCGUACAGUCCUGAUUUUGACAUAAAGGCCAUUUUAUGCAGACAGUAAUAGCAAAAUUAAAAAUUCUUAAGCUGAAGAACGCACGACAAUUCUGUGUAAAGGUUGUACCGCUUUUACGUAAUUAAAAUAUAAUUACCAUUAUAUUAUAGUUCUUGACCCAAUUAAAUAUAAAAAAUAGGUUUUAAUAAAAAUAACCCAUAGAUUAAGAAUUAAGUAGUUUAU
Molecule: messenger RNA, 2091 nt
Organism: Phymastichus coffea
Lineage: Eukaryota; Metazoa; Arthropoda; Insecta; Hymenoptera; Eulophidae
Product: RNA-binding protein cabeza
Exons: 8
Coding region: 211-1680 (489 amino acids)
Biological process (GO): regulation of DNA-templated transcription
Cellular component (GO): nucleus
Molecular function (GO): RNA binding; transcription coregulator activity
Source: RefSeq, a predicted model, not a curated record